Messenger RNA from Lolium perenne, 1435 nucleotides. RefSeq lists its product as uncharacterized. Lineage: Eukaryota; Viridiplantae; Streptophyta; Magnoliopsida; Poales; Poaceae. The record is from RefSeq and is a predicted model, not a curated record. Gene Ontology annotation, molecular function: nucleic acid binding; RNA-DNA hybrid ribonuclease activity.
CUAAGAUUUUCUCAUGAAAGAGAUGUCGCUUCGUCUCUCCGGAAUCACCGGAGGCGAUGGAAAGCAGACAGGAGAGAGUGAAAUUCUCAGGAUUCCAGAGCCGACAGGAGUGAGCACCAACAAGAUCCGUACGAACCCCACACACCACAUCGCUACAUCUGGUCUCCUCCCUUCGAUCUGGAGAGAGAGACUGAAGAAAAUUAUCCGCAAAUCCAAUUCGCCCGAAAAAUGCCUAGAGCAUUGCAAGGCCAGAUCCGCCCAAAUUCUCGAUCAAUUCCCAGAAAAAGAGAAAGACUCAAGCGGCUGGGGGAAGGAAUCGAUCCCUUCGCCCGCCACUUCUCCGUGCGGCCCAGAGGAAAGCAAGGAUAAGGUGCCAGCCGAGGGCGCGGCCUCGGCCUCCUUGGUUGCCAUUGAAGGGGAGAAAGCUCCACGCCUCCUCAUAGUUCCUUCGACGGGAUCCCCGCUGGCGUCGGUCACCGCUUUGACGCCCACUUCUCAGCGCGUCCCUCUUCAAUGGGAGGCGGACCACUUGGGUAUUGUUGGCCAAUUGAUCGCCGAACUAAUUCAAGGGAGCGAUCAACGGAUUAUUGACCCGGGAGGACCUAUAAACCGAGCGCACGAUGCUGGGAAGAGCCACCAACCCUCUCCCUCAAGAGCGGAAGAUCUACACCCUAUUCCUGUGACCAUGCCUUCUGAAGACAGCGCACUGAUCUAUGUUGAUGCGGCCCACAAGCCGCUAACUGGAGAUUCAGCCGUUGGUGUUGUGGUACGCGACCAAUAUGGCGCCAUCAUCGCUGCCGUAUGCAAGACGAUUGAUCCAUGCCAGGACGCGGAGGAAGCUGAAGCUAGAGCGAUCCUCGCUGGCCUGCAGCUGGGAACCGAUAUUGGCCUCCAACAGCCAUUGUUGUUGUCUGACUGCGCCCCCGCUGUUAGUGCCUCAAGGAACCAGGGUCCUAACCUAUCGAAGCUCUGGAGUGUUUACAUGCAGAUUUCUUCUACUGCUUUGCAGUUGCCUGGGUGUGUCGUGCAAUAUACUAGGAGAAAGUUUAAUUCGGGUGCCCACAAUUUAGCUCAGCGAGCUAUUCGGUCUAGAACCUGUAACCUUUGGCUGGCUCCGGUCCCGGCUGUUAUCUCUGAUCUAGUCGGGGACAAUUCUGUAAACCGUGAAGGUGAGUAAUAUACGAGCUUUCCCCCUCAAAAAAAAAAAGGAAUAUAGAAAAACUGAGAGUUGCAGCUUCCGCACGACAUGAGCUGGGUACACGUCGGAGACAGACCCCGGACCCCACCGGACUUGUCGCGACUCCCUAGUCUAUUCUCCACAGGGCAAGUCUGCUCACCAUUGGCGGGCCCACAGUACCGAGGAUUCCAGCACCUCAAGUCCCCGACCACCGGGCCCCAUGACCACAACUUGCCCUGCCUGCGACGAGUGCCGACA